AUGAGCGAUAUUAUUGUCAAAAGAAGAGAAUAAUUUAGAAUAGAAAUUCGUAAAUAAAAUCUAGAAAAAGAAUUUAGCAAGAAGAGAUUUGAAAAAUGUAAUCUUAUUCAGAAUCUAAAUGAAUGCAACAAUUUAAUCGAUUUUGAAUUUAAAUACAAAGAUCAAAUUGAGAAUCAGAUUUAGCUUAUUCUUCAAAACCCUGACAAUUAAAACUUAUAAAAACUUAUAUAAUUAGUAUAGCAAUUAAGUUCAAAAUACAGUGUUUACAUAAUAGAUCAUAAUAUUUACAAAACACUUAAACACAAUGAUUUAGACAUUAAUUUGUGUUUGAACUUAAUGUGUAAUUUAUGUAUUGAGCCAACAGUAGUUAAACAUAUCUUCUCUGAUCAGAUCUAAAAAGAGAGAUUAACCUAAUAUUUAAACCUAAUUAGUGCCAAUUUAUAUGAAGAACAUAGAAAGCUUUAUUGGGAAUUCAUGCUUAUUCUGUCAAGUUCAGCACAUACACCUUUUCCAUUUCUGAAAUAAGUGUUUUUGAUAUGUUGUGAGGAAUUGAUUUAAUGUAGAAAUAACACUAUUUAAAUGUAAAUUCGCAUUCUUCCACAUUUAAUACAAAAAUAUCCAUAAGCCAAUUAAUUCUAUUGGGAUGCCUUAAAUACUUCUAAUACUGAGGAUAGGAAACCUUGGAAAUGUUUAUUGCAUUAUCUUAAGUAACCUAAUUCAGAUGUAUUUUGUUGUGAUUAAUUAAUACUCGCAAUAUAUUAUUUAGUUUAACAUGCAAUUCAAAAAAUGUACUAUGAUUAAAUUGUUACUUCAGAACUAAUGUUUGUUCUUCAAAGUAAUUUAUAUAGACAUGAAAAAACAAUGGUUAGAUCUACUAAAUUAAUAUUUAUGAUUUUUGAAGAAAAUGAUACUUACUUUAAAUUUAUAAGUGAUGAUUUAAUCAAAUUACUUAAAAUUACUUUCAUAGAUGGACAGAUUGAAAUACUAAAACUCUUAGAAAUAGUUCUUCGCAAAAGAUAAUAUUUUAUACAGCUUAUGGACUAAUAUAAUAUAAUAGAUAUAUUAUUUGAUAUUCUACGAUAGAAGAUAUCAACAACCAUGAAUUAUACAAUUUUAAAUUGCAUUGCUUUAUCCUUAUUUUAAUGUACUUAAAUUGAUAAAUAUUAAAAACAUAUCCAAACUCAGUAUUCUAAUUUUAAGGAUAUUUUAGAAAGAUUUGUUUAUGACAAAAAUAAAUCUAUCUAAUAAACUACUGAAUAUCUCUUAACUGCCUACUUUGAGAAAUGA
Molecule: messenger RNA, 1287 nt
Organism: Paramecium pentaurelia
Lineage: Eukaryota; Ciliophora; Oligohymenophorea; Peniculida; Parameciidae
Source: the annotation of a GenBank genome assembly